AUGCGCAGCUCCCAAACUCAUGUCGCUUCACGAGAACCGUUUUCUCUGACAGCUGUGAUGAGAUACAAUUGUGAAUAUCUCGGAUUCCUUUUGUCGUUCCGCCGUAGUCUACUGGAUGACGAUCACUAUGAACAGCGGUCUAUACUGCUAUCGAGUCUGGCCGCAAUCAUACGAUUGAUCGAUGAAAAAUUUCUUGAAGAAACAUGCAAUAAGGUGAUGGUGGUUCUUCGUGCCGCUACAGCUGUCGGUGAAGGAGCGAUAGCCGUUUGGAAUGAAUUUGUACGCCGACUGGGGGACAGGAUGCUUGCCACUUUGUUGCCGAAAAUCCUGAUCGCCAUUCAACCAUUGCUGAAGUUCCCGGCCACAAACGACUUGUUGGACAAUAUCUUCGACCGAAGAAAACCGUUGGAGAUCGAGCAGAGGUAUAUUUCCUGCCGCUAUUCAGCCUAA
Cooperia oncophora is the source of this 450-nucleotide messenger RNA. NCBI's taxonomy places the organism in Eukaryota, Metazoa, Nematoda, Chromadorea, Rhabditida, Trichostrongylidae. The record is from the annotation of a GenBank genome assembly.